Mesorhabditis belari is the source of this 1503-nucleotide messenger RNA. The record is from the annotation of a GenBank genome assembly. Lineage: Eukaryota; Metazoa; Nematoda; Chromadorea; Rhabditida; Rhabditidae.
AUGUUCGUUUUAACGCGAGCACUUCAAACGAUUGGGCGUCAUCGUCUGUUUCUCAAGGAAAAUAAAGUUGUUUUUUGGUUAAAACCCUCGUCGUCUCUAGCCGAUUUGCGGUGGAUUCUUCUCAUCCAGAGGACACAGUUUUCCCACGUUCGGAAAACGACCGAAAUGGAGUACAAGAAGAAAAAGUCACUGAUGCAACGACUUCAGUCGUGGCUCGAGGGUUUCCCGCUUGGGCGAGGGAACAAGGAGCGCCGAUCGAGAAAGACAUCCCACUCGGCGGCGCCAACUUAUCGGAUCCCUGAAGCGAAAAACAGCACAGCUCCGCGAAGACAGCCCUCAUUCCUUGAACCAAAGAAAAAUCGAGGGAAACCGGUGGCAGUGAAACAGCCAAUCGCGCCCGUGAUUUAUGCAGAUCCGUGGGAUCAGCGAUUGCCUGGGGAUUUCCCGAUGGGCGGCUCGUUGAGUCAAUCGUUUUCCAGUCAGCGAUCGUCCAACAUUCGCACAAAUCCCUGGAUUCAGCGAGACCGCGCCUCGAUGCGUCAUUUAAGGAAACCUGAGCAUAAUAUGGAGCGCUCUGAUCUCAGUUUCUCAUCAAUGGACCGCUCACAUUUGCGGGUGAAAAGCUUCGAGGAGUCCGUUUGCUCAUCCGGAUAUGGAAGUCAGGAUAGCAGUCCCGAAUCAUCAGUGCACUCGCCGAAUUGGCAAUCGGCUCGCGAAUCGGCCGACAAAGCGGUCGAGUGCAGAUCGAUUGAUGUUGAUGAAGCGCUUGGGUUUUUAGAGGAAUCCUCUUCAUUUUCCCCGUAUGACAACUUGAGACGAUUUGAGUCCACCGAGCAUAUCUACCACGAAUUGGAGUCACUCACUCGAAUCUCUCGUGUGCUCGACGAUCGAGCCUAUGUCUCGGACUCAGAGUGUCCAUCUUGUUCAUCACCCACCUCAUUCUCUCGGCCAAACUCUCCAAUCUAUGCCCGUCCCUAUGAUGGGCCAAUGGCUCGGCCAUAUGUGGAGGAAAGACAAAUCAACCGUGGAAAAGAACAACCUAACUACCGACAAAACUCCACUCCGAAAGCCCCAAAUUUGGACUCGUUGCCGAGAAGAGUGCCCAAUUUUGAGCCAAUCUAUGCCGCGGUCAAGCCAACUCGGCCCAGGAUGUUGCCAGUGAUUCCACAGACUUACUCAUUGGGAAUGCUCCCAGCUCGUCCAUUGCCUCCAUUGCUCAGACCCGAGCCGAUCCGUCCAUCGCCCGUUCAUCGACCGGCUCCAAAGUUCUGCGCCCCACCACCGCCACCACUCAAUUUAGAUGAUGAACUUGAGAAAGCCGAGAUGGACUUCUUAGCCGAAUUAGAUGCCCAGAUUGCCGAGUUACAGAUGAAAUCCGAGGCCGUUCGCUCGUUGGUCGAAGAGGCUCGGGGUCGUCGAGUUGUUCGUGGUGCCGCCGAAUCGGCCAACGAUCAAUGGUGUCGCGCUCGUUGGCAUCAAAAUCCCCGAUUCGAGUUGAGGCUU